AACCUCCUCAUCCACCAGCACAUCCACACUGGGGAACGUCCCUACACGUGUGGAGAAUGUGGGAAGAGCUUCAGUGGCAACUCCCACCUGAUCCGACAUCAGCACAUCCACAGUGGAAAACGGCCCCACACAUGUAGGGAAUGUGGGAAGAGUUUCAUCGAGAGGUCCAGCCUCCGGAGACACCAGGGCAUCCACACUGGGGAGCGGCCCUACAAGUGCUUGGAUUGUGGGAAGAGGUUUAGAACCAGUGGGAAUCUCCUCCUGCACCAGCGGACGCACACAGAUGAGAGGCCCUUCCGCUGCACCGACUGUGGGAAGGGCUUCAAGCAGAACUCCCACCUUGUCGCCCACCGGCUCAUCCACACCGGGGAGAGGCCCUACAAGUGUGGGGAGUGUGGGAAAAGCUUCAGGAUGAGCUCCCACCUCCGCACCCACCAGCACUUCCACACCGGGGAACGGCCCUACAAGUGCUUGGAAUGUGGGAAGAGGUUUCAGACCAGCUCAGAUCUUCUCAGGCAUGAGCGGACACACACAGAUGAGAGGCCCUUCCGCUGCACUGACUGCGGGAAGAGCUUCAACCAGAACUCCACCCUCGUCACCCACCGGCGCAUCCACACCAGGAAGAGGCC
Molecule: messenger RNA, 629 nt
Organism: Neopelma chrysocephalum (saffron-crested tyrant-manakin)
Lineage: Eukaryota; Metazoa; Chordata; Aves; Passeriformes; Pipridae
Product: zinc finger and SCAN domain-containing protein 2-like
Exons: 1
Biological process (GO): regulation of transcription by RNA polymerase II
Molecular function (GO): RNA polymerase II cis-regulatory region sequence-specific DNA binding; DNA-binding transcription factor activity, RNA polymerase II-specific
Source: RefSeq, a predicted model, not a curated record